This is a messenger RNA of Schistocerca nitens (vagrant locust), 3746 nucleotides long. RefSeq names its product cell division cycle protein 27 homolog (gene Cdc27). The transcript has 15 exons. The record is from RefSeq and is a predicted model, not a curated record. Gene Ontology annotation, molecular function: protein binding. Gene Ontology annotation, biological process: cell division. The coding region runs from base 160 to 2718 and encodes 852 amino acids. Lineage: Eukaryota; Metazoa; Arthropoda; Insecta; Orthoptera; Acrididae.
UGUAUUAACUGUGCUGGCAGUGCCAUCUGUGUAAAUCUUUAAUAUGGAAGUCGUUAUUAGGAAAUAAUGUACAAUUAAAUAAUCUUAGGUGUCUUGCUUGAUAAAACAAACGUAACCCCGUAUACAAGUAAGGCACCAAUUCAGUCUUCAUUCCGGGAGAUGUACAUUCAAGAACCAGUACAGGCUGCUAUAUGGCAUUGCCUAGAUCACUACGCAUAUGCGGAUGCGACAUUUCUUGCGGAACGUCUUUCCGCAGAAGUGGAUUCAGAUGAAGCACUGUUCCUGCUAGCAACAUGCUAUUAUCGCUCAGGGAAAACUGGUCAAGCAUAUUCAGUGUUAAGGAGGAAAGGACCAACUUCUGCAAAAUGUAAAUUCCUUAUGGCAAAAUGCUGCCUUGAUCUUCAAAAGCUGUCUGAAGCAGAAUCUAUUCUGACAGACGGAGAUCCAUCUAGAUCCAGAAAUAUUGAAGAAAUAAUAUCAGAAUUUGGGGAACACUCUUGUUUUGCUCUCCAGAUCCUUGCAAAAAUAUGUUUACAAACAGAACGAGGCUCCAAAGCUGCAGAGGCUUUGCGACGGGCUCUAAAACUCAAUCCAUUCCUUUGGCAUUCUUUUGAGGAACUGUGUAAUUGUGGGGAGAAACCAGAUCCCCUAAGAACAUUUCAGGUUUCAAAUAUGGACAGUUUUAUUAUGUGUACUGGCAGUAGCCAUCGUACCACUUGUGAAUAUGGCUUUGGUACAUCAUUUGGUGGAAACACUCUUUCCUCUAAUAAUUCCAACACCACCCCAAAUGAGGUGCAACAAAAUACAGUAAACAGCACUCCUGUACAAAAUUCCAACUGCUUUAAUACUGCGUUGACGAGUGUUAAGGUAUUUACACCAGAUGACAGUCCGUUGGUACAUAACACUUUGUGCUCAGCUCUGUCUGGUAUAGGAGCACUUUCAAACUCAAGAGGGAAGCAGUCACGGUUUAGAGGCAGUAUUCUGUGCAAUAAUAUUAGCCCUCUGACACCAAGUUUUGGCACUCUGUCGUUUGAGUCAGCAAAUACUGAUACGUAUCAGAUGUCUUACUUCUCACCAUCAUUGCUCCCUGCAACAACUCUUACUGAAGCGAAUGAUCAGAAGAGCCUUGCCAAACGCGUGAGCAACCUGCGUGCCCAUGUAGGGCAAUUGAUUAGUCGGAAGGAGACACCUCUCCAGCAAAGUAAACCAGUCUUCAGUCAGUCUGGGAAUACAAGCAAUGCGUCAAACAUUGUCGCAGCAACGAGUCCAACUGUUGCAUCUGCUCUUCAACCGGGUCAGAAUGUGCGAAGGAGUUCCAGACUAUUUAGUAAUAGCUACUCUGUAAAGGAGAAUAACAAGAGUCCUAAUAGAACGAAAUUUGUAACGCCGAAAUCACCUUCGAGGAAAACAAAGUCUCGAAUAGCAAAGGCAAAUCUAAACAAAACUAGUUUUAGUGACAUGAAUGAACGAAAUCGCAGUGAAAAGGAGAGGCAAGAAACAAUCACAUCGUCUGAUAAUAAAUUAAUUAGUAAUAGUAUAUAUGGAUAUAAUUCUACUCAGCAAGUCUUCCAGCUUCAAAAGCAAUCUGCAGAGGGCCUGAUGUCUUUAUUACGGGAUAUUGGCACGGCAUACUUACACCUUGCACAAUAUAACUGCCGUAAAGCUAUAGAAUGUUUUAGUAACCUCGCUCCUCAGCAUUACAACACUGGAUGGGUGCUAGCACUCAUGGGAAAAGCCCACUAUGAACUGGGUGACUAUCAAACAGCAGUCAGAUAUUUCAGUGAGAUGAGAGAGCUGGAGCCAUAUAGAAUGCAGAUGACAGAAGUGUACAGCACUGCCCUGUGGCACCUACAGAAGGAAGUGGCCCUCUCAGCACUGGCUCAGGACCUCAUGUCUCAGGAUAGGUGUGCGCCAGAAGCAUGGUGUGCUACUGGGAACUGCUUCAGCUUGCAGAAGGAACAUGACAGUGCAAUAAAAUUCUUUCAUAGAGCAGUUCAGGUUGAUCCUUCCUUUGUAUAUGCGUAUACUCUCCUGGGACACGAGUAUGUUACAACUGAAGAACUGGACAAGGCAAUGAGUUGCUUUCGAACAGCCAUUAGGUUAGACCAACGACAUUACAAUGCGUGGUAUGGAAUUGGAACUAUAUUUUUAAAGCAGGAGCGAUUUUUGCUUGCGGAACUUCAUUUCAAAAGAGCUCUUGCUAUUCACCAUCAGAGCUCUGUUCUGCUGUGUCAUAUAGGAGUGGCCCAACAUGCACUUCUUAAGACAGAAAAAGCUCUGCAAACGUUGAAUGCAGCUAUUCAAAAUGAUCCAAUGAAUCCACUUUGUAAGUUCCACAGAGCAUCUAUCUACUUUGCUGCAGGGAGGAAUACAGAGGCUCUGAAGGAGCUUGAAGAACUGAAAGAACUUGUUCCUAAAGAAUCUCUAGUCUACUAUUUAACAGGGAAAGUGCACAAAAAACUGGGUAAUACACAUUUAGCUUUAAUGCACUUCAGUUGGGCCACGGACCUGGACCCGAAAGGUGCUAAUAGCCAAAUUAAGGAAAGCAUAGAUCCACCUGUUUAUCGAAACUUGGAAGAAGAAUUUGAGGCUACUAGGCACAUGGUUGGUGAGGAUUUUCCUAGUGAAGGUAGCUCAGCUCCUGUCCAUGAGUCUUCUUCGCAGGAGGGAGCAGAAUUUGAAACUCCUCGUGUAAUUGACAGUGACGAGAGCCUGUAGCACUCCAUCAGCUUCUCCACAAGAACCUGACUGUUCUUGAAAAAGACAAUGUUGCCUCCAUACAACUUUUCACUUUUAGCUGUUUUUACAGAAGGCCUUCUAUACCUCAUUGAAGUAAUUCUGUUACCACUAUUGAUUCUGCAUGUAAUGAAAAUGGAAAUUUUAUAAUAAAACUUUUUGAUUUGGUUCCUAUUUCUAUAAAGGACUAAGAAGUUAACAGUUUUUGAAUUUAUCACAUCGUAUUAGUUAAACAUGACAUGUGAGUUCAGAACUGUUGUAACAAUUCAGAAAUCUUUUGUUUACACUUUGGAUGACAUUUAUUUGUGAUUUACAGUAUUCUACUUAAAAUUGUAAUGAUACUAUAGUAUGCUUUUUUUUAUGGAGGUAUAUUUCACAACGUGUAAAAUUUAUCGUCAGUGUAAUUUGGAAUUUGAUGUGUGUAUAUAUAUAUAUAAAUUGUGAUGUCAGUAGGCAACUACUCAAAGAGGAAAUAAUGCUUUAAGUGUCUAGAUUUUAUUUUAAAAAUCUGGCGUAAUACUGUAAAUUGUACCAAAACUUCUACUUUUCAUAGUCUUUAAUUUUAUUAUAUUCCUUCAAGAAUUUGGGUGAGUCAAAAUUUUUGUAUAUAUAUAUUGUUGCUCAUUGACUGUAUAAUAAUAUUUAUAUUUAUUUAUUAGCAUGCCUGAUGUAAAUGAAGUUAUUGUAUCAUACUUGUAUAAGUUACUGUUGAAAACAAAGAUGUAUAUAAUGUUUAUUAAAGCAGUGGUUUCUUAUUAGUACUGAUGUAUAAUGUUAUGUGACUGCUAAGAAUUUUCUUUUCAAUUUGCACUGAAAUUUAUUUGCAUUUACAGAUUAUUAAGUUUUAUACUUUUAUACAACUAUAGACUGUUUUAUGUAGGUUUUCAAUGGCAGCACACACUGAGUACAACUAUGAUCCUGUGGGUGCUAAGUACUGGAUUAUCUUUUGCUGUGACUGAGAACUAAAAGAUGAUUGAAGCUUAAAUAUAAAAAGAGUUCUUUGCAUCACA